UGGCAAGUCUGUUGUGGGACACCUUAUCCGUUGCGUGGAAGCUAUCUACACAAUUAUCCUCGUUGUUGCGGAACUACCAGUUUUCAUCUGACUCCUUUUGAUCCAUUGAGUGGAAUUCGGCAUUUUCGGUCAAUGGUCGAUGGCUGUCGUUUGUUUCCUGUUUUGGACCGAGCUCUCUCUGUCCGUGCGUCUCGGUUUAUUCCUGUGUUUGAUUUUAGGCAGGUCACCAACUUCUGUUGCUGGGAUUCUCGAUCUCUUGUUUUUAUACCCUUGGCGUAGCAUUUUCCGGUGCGAAUGUAAUUCCGAAUCGCAAGCUCCAAUCGGCGCUCAUCAAAUUAGGUGCCUCGUGUCAGCUAUCUUGUUCGGCUGCGCGCUACCCAUGUUGUACGAGCGCAGCAUCGGGACACCCAAGGCGUGUAGGCUAUUGGGGGAAGCUACCUAACUAGCCCAUUUCUACCCGGCGGUAUUGCGUCGAAUCCUUGAUCCCCUCAUCUUCCGGGUUUGUUGCUCUUGGUCGACAACCCUCAGCUCGAGUGCAUGGCUGCUUGCUGGCCCUGCCGCUUAUUUCCUUUUGGAAUGCCGUGGUGCCCUGUAAUGUUUGGGCUGCUGCUUGAAACAAACGAUCAUCAUUUCGCACUGCGUUUUAGGCUUUGAUCGUCGUCAUAACUUUUGGCACACCGGAACCGGCUGUCACGAUCGCAACAAUUUAAUGAGGGGAUUGACUUUCACGAAGGGCUUUCCAAGCCCCUGUCCCAAGCCCUCGCGGAUGAGACGCUGGAGACGGUACAGAUGAUCAUGAUCCUGGAAUGGGUC
Molecule: messenger RNA, 813 nt
Organism: Cantharellus anzutake
Lineage: Eukaryota; Fungi; Basidiomycota; Agaricomycetes; Cantharellales; Hydnaceae
Exons: 3
Coding region: 140-442 (100 amino acids)
Source: RefSeq, a predicted model, not a curated record